AUGACCCACCUCAAGGUCCCCCCCGGCGGCGUCUGGGCGCCCGCAAUCACCUUCUUCAACCACAAAACCGACACGCUCGACAUAGACUCGCAAGCGAAAUACUAUGCGUACCUCUCGAAAACGGGCCUCGCCGGCCUCGUCGUCCUGGGUACAAACUCCGAGACCUUCCUCCUCACCCGCGAAGAACGCAAGACCCUCCUCGUAACUGCCCGCCAGGCCGUCGGAGACACAUACCCGAUCAUGGCCGGCGUUUCUGGCCACGGGACGAAGCAGGUCCUCGAGUUUAUCAGCGACGCUGCAGAGGCGGGCGCGAACUACGCGCUUCUCUUGCCACCGGCGUACUUUGGGAAACAGACGACCAAGGAGGUGAUUUUGGACUUCUUCGACGACGUCGCACGCGAAAGCCCCCUGCCCAUCGUCAUCUACAACUUCCCCGCCGUCUGCAACGGGAUCGACCUCGACAGCGCAACCAUCGCCUCCCUCGCCCAUCGCCACCCCAACAUCGUCGGCGUAAAGCUCACCUGCGGCGCCGUGGCGAAAAUCACCCGCCUCGCCGCCGAAUUCACCCCCGAGCAAUUCGCCGUCUAUGGCGGGCAGUCGGAUUUCCUCAUCGGAGGGUUGGCCGCAGGCUCCGUGGGCACAAUCGCGGGGUUCGCAAACGUCUUUCCGAAAACAAUCGUCCAGAUCUACGAGCUGUAUCAGAGCGGGAAGUUUGCCGAGGCGAUGGAGCUGCAUAAGAAAGCGGCGCUGGCGGAGCAGCCGUGCAAGGCGGGGAUUGCGUCGGUCAAGUACGCGGCUGCGAUGACGACGGCGAAGCAUGCGGGGAUCGAGGGGGCACUGGAGAAGUUGAGGCCGAGGCGGCCGUAUAAAGAGGUGGAUAAUGCGGGGAAGAUUGCGGUUAUGGAGUUGACGGCCGGGUUGGUUGGGAUCGAGGAUAGUUUAUAG
Messenger RNA from Aspergillus calidoustus, 945 nucleotides. The record is from the annotation of a GenBank genome assembly. Lineage: Eukaryota; Fungi; Ascomycota; Eurotiomycetes; Eurotiales; Aspergillaceae.